Messenger RNA from Chenopodium quinoa (quinoa), 603 nucleotides. Its product is annotated as chondroitin proteoglycan 2-like. The record is from RefSeq and is a predicted model, not a curated record. The coding region runs from base 1 to 603 and encodes 200 amino acids. NCBI's taxonomy places the organism in Eukaryota, Viridiplantae, Streptophyta, Magnoliopsida, Caryophyllales, Amaranthaceae. The transcript has a single exon.
AUGGCUCGGAUCAGAGUGACGGCAAUCUACCCUGACUACCAGUCCGUUGACCCAGCCGUUGAUCCGGCUGAUCCUAUAAAUCAAGAGCAAGCCGAGGAACCGGCUGAGAUGGGUCCUAAUGAAGAGGUUCUGCAAAAUUCUCCGAGUACACCUAGUACACCGGGUGACAGUAUCUUGGAUAACUCUGGUUCCAACGCUGAGGAAUCCGGAGAGGGAUCUGGAGAGGAAUCUGGUGAAAAAUCCGGAGAGAGAUCCGGAGAGGGAUCCGGUGAACAGUCCGGGGAGGGGUCAGCUGAUAAUGGGGAGUCCGGCCCUGGCCCUAAUGAAGAGUCUUCUGAAGAGGCGGCUCCUAUUGAAGAAGAGGCCUACAAUUGGUCGGCUAAGGGCGACCCGACUGAUAUGACCAUGUUCGCUAGGGAUGUGGUCACUUUGAACGCCACACUCCCUGCUUUUUUACAGAAGAAGCCGGUUGGAGAGGGAUGGGAAGCGGUCGUCCCACCUGUAGAGGCAAGGGUCGUUUGGACCGACGACGUGGACCAUGCCGACAACUUCUUCGGCUGCUACGAGGCGGCGUUUUACAGCCGGCUGACAAGCGCACUUUAG